UUCGGAACGGAUCGGCUUUCACUAUCUCCGCCCUCACACCUGGCCGCUGCAUCGGGACCCUUCCUGGCAAAGGAACUCCAACGGCCUUUAAUUAACCGCAUAAGUGCCGAUUAGAUUGUAAGCGCCUAACGAGUCAGACUACUAUUUGGCGAUUGAUAUGCGCACACAUAGGCGACUCUUCCCUCGAGUCUAGAAACACGCUUCUAUCACUCCACUAUCUAUCGGGAAGCCGAGUCCACAAUCUUAUCGUACCGAAAUCGAUGGUUCGCUGAGUGCCACCGACCAGACACUAGCAUCCCGCGGCAGAGGCGGUACGUAACCGAAGAUGGCGGAAGUGAAGCGUCGGGGAUCGAAUGUCCCGCCCGGGCACUACCUGUGCGGCAUGGCCAACUGGCAUCCCGCGUGGCUCCAGAAGUACGCCACCACCAAGAUGUUCAUGGGCGUGUACGGACUCCUCGGCACCAUCCAGGCCAUGUCCUACAUGUACUUCAUCGUCACCCUCACCACGCUUGAAAAGCGCUUUAGGAUUCCCAGCCAAACAACAGGUAUUAUUCUGAGCGGCAAUGAAAUCUCGCAGAUCCUGCUGUCCCUUAUCCUGUCCUACAUCGGUGGCCAGCGGAAUCGACCCCGGUGGAUAGCAUGGGGCAUUGUCUUCUGCGGCCUGUCCUGCUACAUUCUCGUCCUGCCGCACUUCAUCUACGGAGCUGGUCACGAGGUACUACAGUUCACCAAGGAGUACCAGGAGAGCCUGCUGAAUGGCACAUCUGCAUCGGGUCAGCCCCUGGUGAACAUCACCACUGUCCAGACCGACGGACUCUGUGGGGCGGGCGCAGCGAAGGACAACUGCGACGACCUGUCCUCCUACGUGCCCUUGGUGCUCAUCUUCGUCUCGCAGUUCGUGCUGGGCGUGGGCAACACCAUGUACUACUCCCUGGGACAAACCUACCUGGACGACAACACCAAGAAGACCAACACUCCCCUGAUGCUGGCGGUGGCCAUGGCAUUGAGGAUGGUUGGACCUGUCGUGGGAUUCUUUUUCGGUUUUUUGUCGCUGAACACCUUUAUUGACCCUAGCAAGACCCCCUUGAUCGACAGAAAGGACCCCCGAUGGCUGGGAGCCUGGUGGCUCGGUUGGGUGAUCCUGGGCACCCUGAUGUGCAUGUUCUCCGGCCUCAUCGGUCUGUUCCCCAAGCAGCUGCCCAAGAUCAACGACGCGCCGAGGAUCAACUCCCACUUGCCGCUGGCGCUGCAGCAGACGAAGGAGGAGCUCAAGCGGGAGGAGAAUCUGUCGCUGAGCAGCCGCUUCUCCUCGAACGCCGCCCUGGACACCAUUGGAGCAGCUGCGAGCGCCAAUGCCGAGCUGCCGAAACUGAAGGACUUCCCGCGCGCCCUCAUGCGACUGCUGCGGAACAAGCUGUUGAUCUUCAACAUUCUCUCGGCGGUAUUCUACAUCCUGGGCGCCUCCGGCUUCAUGACCUUCCUCACCAAGUACAUGGAGGUGCAGUUCCACAAGGAUCCACAGAGUGCCACCAUUGUCGUUGGCCCCAUCUCCAUCAUGGGCAUGGUCGUGGGUCUGAUUGGCUCCGGGAUGGUGCUGUCUAAGAAGAAGCCCCACGUGAGCAAGGUACUCAUGUGGAACGUGCUCGUUGGCGGGGUCUCCAUUUUGGGGCAGGUCGCAUACGCCUUUCUCUACUGCCCGGACACCUUUUCCAUGACCCACGUAGGGCAACUAAACCUGACGAGCUCAUGUAACACAAACUGCUCGUGCGAAGGGGUCAUUUACACCCCCGUUUGCCACGAGCCGACGGACACCACCUUCUUCUCGGCCUGCCACGCCGGGUGUCGCGGAUACAAUGCCACCUCGAAGUUGUACGAGGAUUGCAGUUGCCUGGUCAAUGAUGCGCCUGCAACCAGUGCGACCCAGCGGCUGCUUAACCUCCUGCAACCCACUCCAGAACCGGAACUGGAUAGCACCACCGAUUUUGACGGGUAUUUCAGCGGAGUGCCCCUGCUCAACGACGACGGCGACUUCGAAGAGAAGCUGCGGUCCAGGACCACCAGAUCCACUCCCGAUUCGGUGCUCCGGCCGGGAAUCUGCACAAAGAACUGCAACUGGAGCUUUUGGGCCUUCUCCAUCACCUCGAUGAUCGUCAGUUGGUUCGGCUCCUCCGGUCGGGUGGGCAACGUCCUGGUCAACUACCGAGCCGUGGCCUAUGAGGACAAAUCCUUCGCGCAGGGACUGGCUCUGAUGAUGAUCAGCCUGCUCGCCCUUAUCCCGGGUCCCAUCAUAUUCGGUCGACUUAUUGACUCCACGUGUCUGGUGUGGACGAAAACCUGCAAUGGCAAUGGCAACUGCCAGUUGUACGAUCAGGCUCGCUUCCGUUACUCCCUCAACUUUUUGUCUUUCGUACUCACCCUAAUAGGAAUAUUCUUUGAUUACCUUGUUUGGUACUAUGGACGCAACCUGGACAUUUAUGGCGACAAGGAGGCUAAGGAAGAGGAACGCGCCGUCAGAAGGGAUCAACCUAUUACUCCGCUUCUGGCCAAGAAGUCCGAAAAGGAUGAAAUCUAAGCAUCCGUGAUACUCAACUAUAAGGGGUUGAUUUCAAAGGGGUUGAUAAUUCAAAGCGCAUUCCUAGAGUAAGUCUCUGUAAACAAAUUUAGGGAAAGAUCGGAAGAAAGUUAGAAAGACAUAUGUACAAACCUCCCGCUCUCCGAUAGUAUUUUAGUUAUUGGAUUCGCACUAUCCGAUGUCAUAUUUAAUUGUAAAUUGUGAAUUAUUUGUAUUACGUGCUAAGUUCAAUUAACUGUACCAUGAUUAGUUUAAUAAAGAAAACUAAAAGAA
This is a messenger RNA of Drosophila biarmipes, 2845 nucleotides long. It is a transcript of the gene Oatp33Ea, whose product is annotated as solute carrier organic anion transporter family member 74D. NCBI's taxonomy places the organism in Eukaryota, Metazoa, Arthropoda, Insecta, Diptera, Drosophilidae. Gene Ontology annotation, biological process: transmembrane transport; sodium-independent organic anion transport. Gene Ontology annotation, cellular component: membrane. The transcript has 8 exons. The record is from RefSeq and is a predicted model, not a curated record. The coding region runs from base 326 to 2572 and encodes 748 amino acids. Gene Ontology annotation, molecular function: protein binding.